CGUUACACCACAUCUUCAACUCCACAAACCUACAGCCCACCUAUACCAUUUCCCCCUUGACAUUUUUUUUUCGAAGACCUACAUAACACAACACAACAUGACUGGCACCAGCUCAAGCGGCGGAAUCGGCGACACAAUUCGCAAGGGUGUUGGGAUGUUUCAUGGAACAGGCGAAGCCAUCCGCGGAAACUUCAACGCUACCCUUGACAAGGCCACCGGCGACUCGGCAGCCGCACAGAAGAACCAAGCAAUCGCUGACCAGGGCGUCAAUGAGUUCGAGCAUGGCUAUCAGAAGCACCGCACCGGUGCAGGUGUUGCCCCCGGCACUGCUGAGAGUUUGAAUACGACGCACUCUACUUCGACAAACUACGGGCCUCACAGCACCAACGCGGGUAACAAGCUCGAUCCCCGCUUCGAUUCUGAUAUGGACCACCGCGGUACUGCGACCACGUCAACGAACUACGGAUCGCACAGCACCAACACAGCCAACAAGCUCGACCCUCGCUUCGACUCCGAUCUGGAUCAUCGCGGUACUACAACCACAUCGACGAACUACGGACCACACUCGACGAAUGUCGCAAACAAGCUUGACCCGACCGUCGACUCGGACAUGGAUCACCGCGCAGACCUGAACUCCGUCUCCAACUUUUCCAGGCAGACUGACGGCGCAGGGUCAACCAAUCAUGGCCCUCAUAGCACAAACAUCGCAAACAAGUUGGAUCCGCGUGUCGACUCUGAUACUGAUCAUCGGGGUACUGCACAGAGCUCUACAAAUCAAGGCCCACAUUCGACAAAUGCUGCUAACAAGCUCGACCCCCGCGUCGACUCCGACACAGACCAUCGUGGUGCUACGCCGGCGUUUGCGGAGAAGUUUGACCCACUGAAGCACAAUGCAGCACACCAAGACCACGAAUCGCUUGCAGGAGUACGCCGAGGUUCGAUAAAUGGAGGCUCAGAGCUUGAGGCAGCGGAAAAGCUUCAGCCGCCAGAUUUUGGUAAGGGAGAUACUCAUGGGCCCAACACUCAUGUUCAUCGCGGUUCCAUUUCCGGUGGUUCGGUAUUGGAAGCAGCUCAAAAGCUUGAUCCUGCCAGGUACGAUGGCGGAGACGAGUCAACAAACUACGGCCCUCACAGCAUGAAUAUUGGCAACAAGCUGGAUCCCCGUGUCGACUCUGAUCAAGACCAUCGGAGAUGCGGUACACGCGAGAUGACAGCUCGUGGGCCAGGAUACACACAGCCUGAUCCUUCGUAUCAUCAACCAAGGCCGCAACCUAAGCAUCAAAACCAUGUACUCAAUAUGCUCGAUCCGAAAGUCGAGUCCCAGAAGGAUCAAGCCUGUCCCUCCACCUGCUGUCAAAAUUACGAUCUCAGAAGCUCCACAUUGCCGGAUCGCAGAGCGAGCGUCCCUGACACCAAGAGCGAGGCUCAUUCAACAGCGAAUCCUCACAAGAGCGACUUCUUGAAUUUGAUAGAUCCCAUGGUGGACCGGAACGCGGUGAAGAAGGCGAGGGCGAGCGACAAUACCCAGAAGUUUGGAUGA
Molecule: messenger RNA, 1540 nt
Organism: Dothidotthia symphoricarpi CBS 119687
Lineage: Eukaryota; Fungi; Ascomycota; Dothideomycetes; Pleosporales; Dothidotthiaceae
Exons: 4
Coding region: 98-1540 (480 amino acids)
Source: RefSeq, a predicted model, not a curated record